Molecule: messenger RNA, 928 nt
Organism: Argentina anserina (silverweed cinquefoil)
Lineage: Eukaryota; Viridiplantae; Streptophyta; Magnoliopsida; Rosales; Rosaceae
Exons: 9
Coding region: 50-826 (258 amino acids)
Source: RefSeq, a predicted model, not a curated record
GAGCUCAUAGCUAAGAACCGGAAUCAAAAUCAGAUCGGGCGCGCAUAGAAUGGAGAAGAAGCAAACCAAACCAAUGGAGUUGUUGAACGAGGUGGUAACAGAGCCAUACCACCUCCUCCACUUCUUGGCUUUCUUCUCUUACUUUGUAGUUCGCACUUCCGCUGCUCCAAUCCUCUCUCCCCACAUCACCUCCCGGCUUUUUCUCCGAGAAAUCCAAGCCGCUUUGGCCUUGGGUGUCUUCGCUGCCUUUAAGAUAGUGAGGGAAGAAAACUGGGAGGCUUUUAUUUCGGAUGUUCUCUUCUUUGCAAAGAUUUUUCUUCUUGCACUUACUUUGAUAAUGGAUUACCACUUGACUCUCUGGUACGCAGUGAUCUUCGCAGUGAUAUAUAUCUUCACACAACAGCCGGCUUUUAAAAAACUAGGCACUGCUAGUAAAAUAACACCAUUGCAGCUAGAAAGCUUGCUGACUGAAGGGAGCACAUCAAAGCUGUGGCUGGUGGAGUUUCGCUCUUCAUAUUCACCCGCUUGCAUACGCUCAAGUCGGUGCUUUCCUGAGCUUUCUAUCACAUACUCAAACAAAAGCUUUUCUUUUGGAAUAGUUGACCUUGGUCUCUUCCCAAAUGCUGCAGAGUAUUUUGGAAUAUCACUCUCUGGAAGCAUGAGUCAACUUCCUACAUAUAUAUUAUUCUCACAUGGAUCUGAAGUUUCUCGCUAUCCGGAGUUGGAUGCUGAAUCAAAAGGUUCUCAUUCACCCAUAACUAAGAGAUUCCUUUCGCAGUACUUCAAGCUCGACCUGCUACUUCUCGAUUACAUAAAUGGUAAAUAAGUAUCUGACAUUCUGUAUACUUUGCAGUGUCAGUCCCUCCAAUUUUGGUUCAUCAUUGUAUGAUUAUACAUGGUUUGAGAUGUAAGGAACAUGUUUUCCUGA